AUGGAGACAGAAUCAACAAAUACUGGGGAGUCGACAAAGCCGUCCACCUGUAGAGGUUGCUGUCACAAAUACAACGCAUUUCCAGCGAUAGUUCACCAUUUGUUUGAAAAAGCUUUUGGCUGGCUGGGCAAGACAGUAGCUAAACAUCCAUGGCCAACGAUAUUAAUAUGUCUCGUCGUCGUGGGGGUAUGCAGCGUUGGAUUUAUGUACCUCCAAAGCGAGAAUCGGGUCGAGAAACUUUACGUUCCUCCCGGAAGCACCUCUGUUAAAGAUCUCGUUAAAGCCAGUCAGUUUUUCAAACAGAUGAACGCGAGAACUGAAACAGUAAUUUUUGUCCCUCGUUCUGCCGCAAAGAACAUUAUUUCAAGGGAUUGUCUUCUCGAGAUCCUUAAUUUACACAACGCAGUCAUCUCCCUAAAAAGUUUCGAGAAAUUUUGCAUCAAGAAUACAAUAACUGAGGGUCAAGCGAAGUGUGUUUAUAUUAACCCCCUUGAGAUAUUUAAUUUCGAAGAAAACAGCUUGUAUAAUGUUUCUAGUAAGAUUGGAGCGGCUUAUUACUCGCGAGGACAACUUAUGGCAAACGGUAGACCCGUGUAUAUGAAUUUUGGACUUAUGUUUGCAAAUCCAGUUCUGAAGAACCAAACGCUUCAAAGCGCAGAUGCAGUGCAAGUACAAUACUACAUAAGUGACGAGGAGGAAGAUUAUGAAGCAAUUGUAGAGUGGGAAGAAACGUUUAUCAAGAAAGUUAUGGAACUUAAAACAGGUUUAACGUACACUGAGAUGUAUUACUCCGCGGAGCGAAGCUUAAGCGAUGCGACAUCUGAGAGCACUGGCUCUGACAUUACUCUCAUCAGCAUCACCUUCACUCUGAUGAUCACAUUCGCUUGUACCAUCUUGUUGAAGUUCCGUAAUCCCUUGACAGGGCACGCGUUGCUAGGCAACCUCGGGAUUCUUGCAGUUGGGCUCGGGAUCCUCGCGGGACUCGGGCUCGCAAUGUUUGUGCAGACCCCGUUUAUAAGUAUUGUUGGUGUUCUACCGUUUCUCAUUCUGGGUAUUGGUAUUGAUGAUGUCUUCAUAAUCAUUGAUGAGCUAGAUCGUUUAGACUACACCAACUUGAACGUCUUGACAACCGUUAAGGUUGUCAUGUCCCACUCUGGUGCGACCAUCACCAUGACAACGCUGACCGACCUCGUUGCCUUUGCGGUCAGUACCUCGACCCAGUUUCCCUCGAUCCGAUACUUCUGUACAUACGCCGCCUUGACUAUUACAUUUUCCUACCUUAUGAUUAUAACAUUCUUCGUGGCUUUCUUGAGCUUUGAUGUCAGGAGGAUUAAAGCAGGACGAAGAGACUUUCUUCCUAUUUGUCGCGCUCCUCCAGUAAAGGAAGGUAGUCCAGCUUGGACGCGACCUUCGCAGGUAAUUUCCAGCAAAAUUAUGAAAAAGUGGGCCGAAAUAUUAAUGUUGCCAGCUGUACGCGCAGUUGUGGUGGUACUUUCGCUGGGUCUUCUUGGAGUUAGUGUUUAUUACGGUUUAAAAAUCAGCGAGAAUUUCGACAGGCGUCUCCUGGCGAAAAAGGGCGCGCAAAUCAUCGACUUCCUGGACACCCAAGAUCGAUACUUUGAAGGAGCGAUUCCAGUUAGUUUGGUCAUUAGUACAAGAAUCAACUACGAAGACAGCGAUGUACAAUCAGGAAUUCUCAAACUCUCUAAAAUUGCAACGGAGAAUACGUAUUAUAUGAACAGAACGCUUUCUUGGAUGGAGUCUUUGAGAUCGUUCGCAAAGUCAAGUGGAUUUAAUGUUACUGGUUCUAGUUUUCUGCCCACCUUGAAGGUCUUUCUUGGGGUUCCUGCUUAUGCGCAUUUCAGACAAGACGUUAUUUUUUCAGAUGAUAACACGACUAUUUUAGCGUCUCGUGUUCUGUGUUACAUGAAGCCAAGCACUAGUUCGAUUGUCCAGAAAGAUGCUAUGCUGACCAUUAGAGGUGACCUAACUGCAGACUCAGAUUUGCCUGUUUAUCCGAUUGCUAAGGUUUACAUUUAUCUCGAGCAGUACGCCAUCACCAAAUCAGAGACAACUCGUAACAUUGCUGUCGCCGGCGUGACAGUCUUCGUCAUCACUUUACCAUUCCUACUCAGCCUCACCGCUUCCUUGAUCAUCUUUUUCGGGUUUGGCGCCUUGAUUUUCGAACUCUUUGCUCUCAUGUACUUGUGGGAUGUUUCUCUAAACAUGAUUUCGACUAUUAACCUCGUCAUGGCUAUUGGUUUCUCUGUGGAUUACAGUGCGCACAUUGCGCAUGCGUAUGUAUUGUCCAGUGAGCGUCGACCUGAAGAUCGAGCCAUUCAGGCGCUAAGUACCAUGGGUGCUAGUGUAUUAAUGGGAGGCACAAGUACCUUUAUAGGAAUGAUCGUGACGGCGUUUGCAUCCUCACAGAUUUUCAUCAUAUUCUUCAAGAUGUUUUUUGGCAUCGUAGUGCUUGGUUUGCUUCACGGUCUCUGUUUCCUACCUGUCUAUUUGUCCCUUCUCUGUCGGUGGGCUCCAAUAAAGAAUAAAAAGAAUAACAAUAAUGGUUCGUUCAAGAAUGGAGCAGUUGGUACUGACGGCCAAACUUAUGAUCCCAGUACAAAACUAAAGGUCUUUACACCAGAGAAACCCGUCCACGGCAGAAUAGAACCGAUCUUUUUAUCUUCUAAGUCCCAGGCCUCUUGGGAUCAUGAAUCCUCAAACAUAAAUGCUGAACUCGACCACAGGUAGCCCAUGAGAAGUAAUAUU
Molecule: messenger RNA, 2769 nt
Organism: Actinia tenebrosa (Australian red waratah sea anemone)
Lineage: Eukaryota; Metazoa; Cnidaria; Anthozoa; Actiniaria; Actiniidae
Product: patched domain-containing protein 3
Cellular component (GO): membrane
Source: RefSeq, a predicted model, not a curated record